This is a messenger RNA of Schistosoma margrebowiei, 797 nucleotides long. NCBI's taxonomy places the organism in Eukaryota, Metazoa, Platyhelminthes, Trematoda, Strigeidida, Schistosomatidae. The record is from the annotation of a GenBank genome assembly.
GUUCGAUGGAUAGUGCUCUUAUGUAGCCUAAGCCCCUCCACGAGGGGUAUCAGGUGUAGGUUAGUAAGUAUACUGGUCUGUAAAUUUUCGUACGUCAGUUGUGCAGAAUUAGAAGUCAACAAAUUAAAAUUCGGACAAUAUUUUCUUAAGAUCUUUUAUCUUAGUAACCAAUAAUCUGUCCGAUUACCUUCCUGCUUUUGGAGUUCUGACUUAUGAUAAUUGUAUUCAAUUUGUCCUUUAUCAAUUCUCUCUAUAUAUGUUUCAUUGACCAUAAACGAAAUGAAAAUCGAAAUUCCAAAUUACUUUAUUCAGAAGCCAAAAAGCAAUCUGAGGAAAAAUUGGUCAGAGAUAGCUCUCUCUUAAACCGCUUGUCACUAACCGGGUCUCACGUUGAACUUCUUCCAGAAACUGAGGACGACUCAACUAUGGCAAAAGUUAUGUUCCUUACACAUUCGAAACGUAAUAUAACCGCAAAUCCUUUGAAUUCUAUGUCUCUCAUUCGUAAUAGAAACUCACAUGUGUCAGCUUCUAAAGCCAAAAGUGCAUCGAAAGCUGAUAACAUCAAAAAGUCAACUAUAUCAACGUUAAAAAAGACUCCAAGGAUGUCGAUGGAUUCGAUUAUCUAUCGUCCUUGUAAAAGUAAGAAACUAAUUAAGAAUUCUGGGGACUCUGGAAUUGAAGAAAAUGAAUCCUCUCUUUCAACUUUCAAUCGCUUUUGUAAUCACGUGACAGGUAGUUCUGUCGAACUGGUGACCUAUGAAAGUAGUGAUGACUCACAUAGCAAUAUUGACGUUUAA